Messenger RNA from Mesocricetus auratus (golden hamster), 7169 nucleotides. RefSeq names its product alpha-L-iduronidase (gene Idua). Bases 1812 to 3494 code for a protein of 560 amino acids. The record is from RefSeq and is a predicted model, not a curated record. Gene Ontology annotation, molecular function: L-iduronidase activity. Gene Ontology annotation, biological process: carbohydrate metabolic process. Lineage: Eukaryota; Metazoa; Chordata; Mammalia; Rodentia; Cricetidae. The transcript is spliced from 13 exons.
CCUCGGUUCCUGCCCCCCCCCGUGCCUUCUUUUCCUCUCCUUCCUGGUACUGACCACCUGUGAUCAUGGUCAGGUACUCGGCCCCCAUGUACCUCUGCAGGACAUGGGAUUUGCCUAUAGACAAAUGGCCCCUUAACAUUAGCACAGUUAAGCAGUGCCCUCAGACUUAAGGAAUGCCUCUAAGUUCGGUAAGGCUGGUCAGAACCUCAGACCCACAACGAGUCUCUCACACGUGCUUGAGAGUAAGUAGUUCUCUUCUGUGGGCUGCUGUAACCCGGAUACCUUCCCAUCCUGGAGAUGGUCCCUUCAUUAUGGCUGGAAGGCCCAGCUAGGCUGGUGUGCUGUCUCCACAGGCCCACGCACAGUGGGCAGUUUGCCUUAGGACCGGACAAAGUGAAACUGUAUCCUUUGCUGCUCUUAUCCACCAGGCUCUUGAGAAGGGGCUUGGGAUCAACAGUUGUCUUGCAGAACCAGCUGGGACCUUGAGACUCCAUUCCUCCAGGUCAGGAGACAAUAAGAAUUCAGAGUCCCUUCCAGUUCACAGGUUGGACAACUCCUUUGGGACAUCUGCAAGCCUGGCGGUCCAGUUUCUGGCCGUCACAGGCCUGGCCAACACCCUGCUUGUGGGUAAAAUGAAAAUGGAGUGUGGGUGGGAUGGGCAAAGUGGGAAGCCUUGACUGUGAGACUAGGCAGGGCUGGAUGCUCUGUGGGUUAGAUAUUCCUCCGCCUUUGUUCUCAGGAUCCCCACCUGGAUGCUGUCCUAUCUCCCCAAGUGGGUGUGCUGUACCUGGAAGAACUUAUUUAGGGCCCCAGGGUCUUAACUUGUUAUGCCCUACCUUCGUAGGACUGGGCCUCCUUUUUCCCUUACAACAAGCCCUGAGCCACUGUUUGCACAGCAGUUGGGAAAUGUGGUUUACAGGAGCAGUUAUGAAUGGGUGUGGUGGGACUAGUCAGAGCAGCUCCUCUUUUGUCAGAUAAAAGGCUCCUUUAGUGGUGGUGGGGAUAGUUACUGGGGGUGCCAUAAAGUGAUAGCCUACCCAGUUGUCCACAGAGGGGCCCCUGGGGAAUGUGCUGUUGCUACAUCUUUGAGAAAGGCAGAGCUGAAGUUGCGGAAUGGAUGCACCUGUAAAGACGGAGGUGCUGGGGUGAAGGAGAGGGUAGGCCCAUUCACCUUCCCUUCGAAGCAAAGAAAACCUUGUAGGAAUGGUCCCUCCCUUCUCUACUGCCCCGCGUGGGAGGGAUUGGGCCUUACCUCACACCCCCCAUCCUCCACUCUCACCCUGCCUGCCGGGUGUCCACAGCCAAUUGAAAUGUAGGUGAAGUCAUGUCUUCCAUGACUUGCCAUCAGCUCCCUGCCCUACUCAUUCUUCUGCCUCUACAGCUCUGUGCGCUCAGGGUGGUGCUGCAAUGGGUGUGACCAGGCCCGCUGUCCCAAUGUGCCCACUGAGCUGCAGGAUUCUUGGCUUGCUGCUGGACACAUAGAGGGCAGGGGGGUAUGGGGCCCAUAGGUCUCCCUAUGCGGCUCAGUGAUUUCCUUCUUUUGUUUCUAAAUCCACCAUUUAAAUCUUGGAUACAUUUUAUUUGGGAAGAAAACAUUAUACCCUGUCCAGCAGUUGAAAAUGAUGGACCAAACAGAAUGUCUUGCCCCAAAACUCGGCCGAGCUCGCACCUUUCUGAGGCUCGCAUCUUUCUGGGGCUUCAGCCGGUUCUGAGCGUUUCCGAGCUCCACGCACCACCCCCAUCCCGCUUGGCAUUCUGCAUAGUCGGCGUCCACAGACCGUGUUCUCCCCGGAUCCUCCCAAGCCUGCUGCAUGCACCGACCUUGGUGCAGCCCGGGUACUGGUGCACACCUCUGCAGAAAGCCAUCUGGGCAGGGACUGAUGUACAACUUCACCCACUUGGAUGCAUUCCUGGACCUCCUCAUGGAGAACCAGCUCCUCCCCGGAUUUGAGCUGAUGGGCAGUCCUUCUGGGCACUUCACGGACUUUGAGGACAAGCAGCAGGUGUUUGAAUGGAAGGACUUGGUUUCUCUCUUGGCCAGGAGAUACAUUGGUAGGUAUGGGCUGGCACAUGUGUCCAAGUGGAACUUCGAGACUUGGAACGAACCAGACCACCACGACUUUGACAAUGUGUCCAUGACCACACAAGGCUUCCUGAACUACUAUGAUGCCUGCUCUGAGGGGCUGCGCGAUGCCAGUCCCAUGUUGAGGCUGGGUGGCCCUGGGGAUUCCUUCCACCCCCUGCCAAAGUCACCACUGUGCUGGAGCCUCCUGAACCACUGUGCCAAUGGAACCAACUUCUUCACUGGCGAGGUGGGCGUGCGUCUGGAUUAUAUCUCCCUGCACAAGAAGGGUGCAGGCAGCUCCAUGUACAUCCUGGAGCAGGAGAGGGCAGCUGUGGACCAGAUCCAGCAGCUCUUCCCUGAGUUCAAGGACACCCCUAUUUACAAUGACGAGGCAGACCCUCUGGUGGGUUGGUCACUGCCACAACCUUGGAGAGCUGAUGUGACUUAUGCGGCCUUGGUGGUGAAGGUCAUCGCACAACACCAGAACCUGCUGUUUGCCAAUAGCAGUUCCUCCAUGCGCUAUGAGCUCCUGAGCAACGACAAUGCCUUCCUGAGCUACCACCCACACCCUUUCUCCCAGCGUACACUUACUGCCCGCUUUCAGGUCAACAAUACUUGCCCACCCCAUGUGCAGCUCCUGCGAAAGCCAGUCCUCACAGUCAUGGGGCUGAUGGCCCUGUUGGAUGGAGAACAACUCUGGGCAGAGGUGUCACAGGCUGGGGCUGUGUUGGACAGCAAUCACACAGUGGGUGUCCUGGCCAGCACCCAUCGCCCUGAAGUCUCUUCAGAGGCCUGGCGUACCACGGUCCUGAUCUACGCUAGUGAUGACACCCAUGCACACCUCAACCGCAGUAUCCCCGUGACUCUUCAACUUCGUGGGGUACCCCCUGGCUUGGGGCUUGUCUAUGUAGUAUACUACCUCGACAAUCAACUCUGCAGCCCCUACCAUGAGUGGCAGCACAUGGGCCAGCCAGUCUUCCCUUCUGCAGAACAAUUCCGACAUAUGCGCAUGGUGGAGGACCCGGUGGUUGAGGCACCGCGUCCCCUCCCUGCUGGGGGCCGCCUGACUCUACACCGGAAGCUCUCUAUGCCAUCACUUCUGCUGGUGCAUGUAUGCACACGCCCCUCAAAGCCACCAGGGCAGGUUAGCCGGCUCCGUGCACUGCCCCUGACACAUGGGCAGUUGGUUCUGGUCUGGUCGGAUGAGCAUGUGGGCUCCAAGUGCCUGUGGACAUAUGAGAUCCAGUUCUCCCAGAAGGGUGAGGCGUAUGCGCCCAUCAGCAGGAGGCCGUCUACUUUUAACCUGUUUGUGUAUAGCCCAGACACAGCCAUGGUCUCUGGCUCCUAUCGAGUACGAGCAUUGGACUACUGGGCCCGGCCAGGCCCCUUCUCAGACCCUGUGACCUACCUGGAUGUCCCUGCCUCAUGAGAGUCACUGGCUCCUUGUGACUGGUGAGCCUGUGCUGACUGGUGAAUGGGGUCAGCCAGGUUGAGCUAGACUGCCAUUAGCUAGUCAGUUGACUAUGGGCUCCUCUUGUUGCUCCCCCAUUUCCUUUUAAGGUAUCUUCCUCUACCUCAGUCUUGGGGUUUACCUUCGUGGAUGAACAUCACAGAGGGCCCAGAUGGAGUGACCUUUGUCCACCUUCUUCCCUCUUCCCAACUGUUCAAAGUUUAGAUUUGGAACUGGGAAGAUGACUCAGUGGGUAAAGCGCUUGCUGUGCAAUCAUGAGACUUGGGUUCAGAUAUCUAGCACUCAUAUAAAGACUGUGCAUGGUGAUAUAUGCUUUUAACCCCAGUGCUGGUAGGAGAUACAGAGACAGGCCAGGGCUCACUGGCCAUCCAGUCUUCCUGAAACUGCAAGCUCCAGGUUCAGUAAGAAAAGUCAAAUAGAGACCUAUAGAGAAGAUAACUCAGUAUUGACCUUUGGUCUAUACACACACACACACACACACACACACACACACACACACACACACACACACACACACACAUCACUCCCCCCAAAUGCACCACAUGUCGCACUAUGUACACACACAGCAGUUCCUUCUCUGAGACUCAAGACAAACUCUUACCUUGAGAUUCUGUAAUAUCAAAAAAAGUUAUGCCCUUCUGAAAUACAAUUGCACAGGGUAUACAUCUCCAUCUCAACAGGAAAGUAAAUGACAAGGAAGGAUUUAACUGAAGCAAGACCAAGACAUGGCAAGACAAACAUAAAACCCUGCAGGUUCAUUCCCAGAAUUGGGGCACGUUAUUAUGAUUUGAACUCUAAUGUGCUAGGCAGUUCUGUCUUUGUGGUGCUGCCAUUUACAGCCCCCUAUCACCUUUCUCCAAGGCUGGUGUCUUAGGUUUUCCAUUACUGUAAUUAAACAUGAUGAGCAUGAGCAACUUGGGUAGGACAAAGUUUAUUUCACUUACAUUUCCACAUUACAGUCUAUCAUCGAAAGAAGUCAGGGCAGAACCUGGAGGCAGGAACUGAUGUAGAAGCCAUAGAGAAGUUCUGCUUACUGAUUCCAAGGCUUGCUCAGACUAUGUUCUACACCCCAAGACCAGCAGCCAAAAAGAUGGCACCUUUCACAAUGGCCUGGGCCCUCCAACCUCAACCACUGAGAAAAUGCAACACAGGUUUUUCCCGUAGGCCAAUCUUGUCAGGGCAUUUUCUCAAUUGAGGCGCCCUCUUCCCAAAUGACUCUAGCUUGUGACAAAUUGACAUAAAACUAUCCCAGCUUUGCCACAUAUUAUCUGGCCUCCCAAUUCUUCCUUUGAAAUCUGUCUGGAAGCCUACAUAACCCUGUAACUGUAAUUCUUGUCUAAGCCAGCAUCCUGUGGAUCACACAAAGGUCUUGAAGGGUAGUUGAGGACCCUUGGGCCAUCCAUAGCUGCAGAAAACUUUGAGUGCCUUGUUUCUUAGUCCCAUGCACUUGGGCAGAACAUCAUGAAGAUGGCAACUUGUGUUGGGGGUGGUGUUCACCUCAUGGGGAACAGGAAGCAAAGUAAGGAUAGAAGUAAGUGUAACCUUCAAAAACACUUCUUCACUGAUCUGCUUUGUUCAACUAGGCCCUACCUCCUAAAGUUUCUAGAAUCUCUCGGAACAGAACCACUGCCUGGAAACUAAUUGUUUAACAUGUAAGCCUUUGGGGGUGAGGAAUACAUUUACUAUUCAAAAUAAGCUGGAUAUAUCACCUUGGUCCUGGCCAUUGGAAGAACCCUCUCUCUUUCAGUAUCGGCCCCUGGUGUGCUAAGAUACAGUUACUUACAUCCCUUCCAGGUGGCCUGCUGGUCACACAUCUCCUUAAUCUAUUCUGCACAUUUCCCUUCUCUCCAGCAGCCCAUGGAAGCCCAGCCUAGGCCUCUGCUGUCAAACUUUUCCAAGUUAGGAUUACCGACUGUCCAGGAAAUAAGUCUGAAUGGAAUGCUUGCACAUACUGCAAUGGCUACAUCCAAAUUCAGAGUUCCCCUGGCUUUGUGCCUCUUAAAAGUGGGCAGAGUGAAUGGCAUACAAUGACCUUCUGUAGUGCUUUUUAUCCCUUUGUGGGCCCUUGAACCCCUGACUCUUCAGUCUCAGGUCACCCCAGUGCUUACGGGUGAUUACCACCAUGACCCCUCACUUGAAAUAAAGUAUGACAUUUCCCACUGCCAUGGGGUCAUUCAGGAAGAUCCUGAGCUUUUCAGAGCUUAUCUUCCACCUCUUAGAAGUAUGCUUUACUAAGCCCAUUCAGGGCAUGUAACUUCUUGCCCACCAAACCCAGUGAGUAUGACCAGAAGAUUGCAUUAAUUUUGGAAGAAUGAUGUCAACAGACAAAACUUGAGGUGUGUGGACAUCCAUUAUGGGAAAAUAGACUGCUCUUAAUGAGACAAAGAGCACUUUCCAGUGGAGGAGAAGCUGAUGUGUCAGGCAGCCAGUCCUCAGAUACAGUGAGUGUUGACAUGGUCAUAAUGCAGUGAACUUCCAACAUUUAAUAUCCUUGGGGCAGGUUAUGAGGAUCUGGAGGAAGACCUCUCAAUCUCCCACUCUGUCCUGGAAACUAAAAAAAGGGCCUCAUGGGUGGUCUUCAGAACAAGUCAACGUGGCCCACUGACAGAUGUCCCUAAGCCUCACUGGAAAGUAGGUCACUUAUUUUUCAGGUGACAGGACUGCAGACACUUGGACCCAUUAUCCAAUGUACUCUUUCAGGUGGGACCUAGCCCCCCUUGUUCUAGGUUCUGUGUCAGCAAUUAAUAUGAGGCCCUGGAAAAACAUUGUGAUCAUUUGUGCUGGCAAAGGGUCCUGUGGGCUCAUGUCCACUCUGCAGCCUAUACUCUGUGGUAAUAUUUCAGGCUCUCUCAUCUUGUUCAUGGUGUCUUAUCUUACUGGUCCCUUCAGUGCCACAGACUUCUGCAGGCACAUUGUUGUGGAAGUGCUUGAGUAAUACCUGUAUUCGAGAGCCAGCUCUAAGGCAUGCUGUAUGCCUGUGGUGUAGUUGCUUCCAAAGGGCUUUGGAUACUAUUUGGUAUACUGACGAUUGUCCCUGUGUACAUCAUGAAGGGGGUAUCACAAGCCUCCUAGCCACAGUAUGUGCAGGUAGGGUAUUGUCCAGGUCACUCAUCCUGACUUUUGAACACUGAAGGUACUCAGGCUCACACCACAGAUUUCAGGCCCUAGGUAGUUAAGGCAGGAACUGUUGAGGAAAACAGCUUACCAGUUUGCUCUUCAGGCUUGCUCAAUUUACUCUCGUAUAUUAGACAGGUCCACUUGUCCAGAGGUGACAUUAUCCACAGUGGGCUGGGUCCUCACACCAAUCAUUAAUCAAGAAAAUGUUCCUGAGACUUGCCUACAGGCCAGUCUGAUGGAGACAAUUCCUCAGUUGAGGUUUCCUCUUCACAGAUGAUGCUAGCUAGUGUCAAGUUGACAAAACCUAAUAAUGAUAGAAGGUCUAUGUCAUAAUGCCACUUCUGGCCCUGAUGGCCAGGCAUAGUCAGUCCUUGGUUCUUCUCUUGGUCUGACUGCCAUAUCUCCUUUCCUCCCUUGCUCCUCCUCACUCAUGGCCCUGUUCAGUUUGGACCCUUCCAGAUGCAUCUGUCUGAACUCUCCCUCGUAUCUACAAUAAAACUCUUCUCCUCAACCACA